This is a messenger RNA of Musca vetustissima, 1506 nucleotides long. RefSeq names its product probable cytochrome P450 6a21. The transcript has 2 exons. Bases 1 to 1506 code for a protein of 501 amino acids. Lineage: Eukaryota; Metazoa; Arthropoda; Insecta; Diptera; Muscidae. The record is from RefSeq and is a predicted model, not a curated record. Gene Ontology annotation, molecular function: heme binding; oxidoreductase activity, acting on paired donors, with incorporation or reduction of molecular oxygen; monooxygenase activity.
AUGGCUAUAAUUACGUUUAUAAUUUAUGCCACAAUUACCCUGGCUUCCCUGGCCGUGUAUAUGAUCAAGAAACGUCUCAACUAUUGGAAAGAACUUGGAAUACCCCACGAUGAACCCACUCUAAUGGGUGGUAAUCUACAUGGUCUAAUGACCACACGCAGUUUUGCCCAGUGUACACGAGAACCCUAUGAACGUCAUCGCGGCUCGGGACCUUUCUGUGGAUUUUAUUUUUUCCAACGGCCAGCGGUGUUGGUGUUGGAAACCGAAUUGGCUAAGAACAUUUUAAUUAAAGACUUUUCGAAAUUUACCGAUCGUGGUUUGUUUCACAAUGAGGAGAGUGAUCCGCUGACCGGGCAUUUAUUCCUUUUGGAUGGUGCAAAAUGGAAAAAUUUACGCAAUAAAUUAUCGCCGACUUUUACAUCGGGUAAAAUGAGGUUUAUGUAUCCCACCAUUACGGAGGUGGCGGAUAAUUUUGUAAAAGUUUUCGGUGAGAUGAGUCAGGCGAACAAAAAUGGUGUUGUGGAAAUCAAAGAACUCCUGGCCCGCUUUACCACCGAUGUCAUUGGCAAAUGUGCCUUUGGCAUUGAAUGCAACAGUUUGAAAGAUCCCAAUGCGGAAUUUCGUAUUAUGGGCAAGAGAUCUCUGACGGAACGUCGACACGGCAAAUUGUUAACCGGCCUCAUACAAGGUUUCCCGGGCUUGGCGAGAAAAUUAAAAAUGCGAAUUGUCCACGAUGAUGUGCACAAUUUCUUUAUGCGUAUUGUUCGCGAAACGGUGGCCUAUCGUGAGGAGAAUAAUAUCAAGGCAAAUGAUUUCCUAUCGAUUUUAAUUGAUCUGAAAAAUGGUGAAGGCAAGUCGGAUGGUGUCACCUUAAGUUUGGAGGAAAUGGCUGCGCAGGCUUUUGUUUUCUUUUUGGGUGGUUUUGAAACUUCCUCUUCGACAAUGGGUUUUGCCUUAUAUGAACUGGCCUUGAAUCAAGAUGUACAGGAUAAGCUGCGUGAUGAAGUAAAUGAGGCAUUUACGGAGGAUGGUAGUAUUAGUUAUGAAUCGUUACAUGGGCUGCCAUACUUGGGACAAGUUAUAUCGGAAACCCUCCGCAAAUAUACCAUCGUACCACAUCUGAAUCGCCAAGCCCUUGUCGAUUAUGUUGUGCCGGGCAAUCCUAAAUAUGUAAUCCCUAAAGGUAUGCCCAUCCUCAUACCAGCCUAUGGUAUGCACCACGAUCCUAAACUUUAUCCAAACCCGGAGAAAUUUGAUCCUGAACGUUUCGAUGCGAAUGCCGUUAAACAACGUGAUUCCGUUGAGUUUUUAGCAUUCGGUGAUGGUCCGCGCAAUUGUAUUGGCAUGCGUUUUGGUAUCAUGCAGACGCGUGUUGGCAUGGCCUAUUUGCUGAGACAUUUUAAAUUCUCCGUAUGUGAAGAGACUGAAGUUCCACUGAUCUGGGACAAGGCAUCAUUUGUAUUGUGUUCGAAAAAUGGUAUUUAUUUAAAGGUAGACAAAUUGUAA